Setaria italica (foxtail millet) is the source of this 1521-nucleotide messenger RNA. Its product is annotated as E3 ubiquitin-protein ligase CIP8. Gene Ontology annotation, molecular function: zinc ion binding; ubiquitin protein ligase activity. Gene Ontology annotation, biological process: protein ubiquitination. The transcript has a single exon. The record is from RefSeq and is a predicted model, not a curated record. NCBI's taxonomy places the organism in Eukaryota, Viridiplantae, Streptophyta, Magnoliopsida, Poales, Poaceae. The coding region runs from base 65 to 1051 and encodes 328 amino acids. Gene Ontology annotation, cellular component: cytoplasm.
GGGAGAAAAGGAGGGAGCGCAGGCGCAGCGACGCGAGCGGUCUCUCUUCCUCUCCGCUUUAGCGAUGGCCAACGAUUCCCUCGCCCACCACCUGCUGCGCCCCCUCGCCGCCGGCUGCUGCUCCGACCUCGACGAAUACGACGACGAGGAGGAGCCCGCCAGCGUCGCCUUCCCCUCCUUCUGGCCGCCCUUCCCCGCCCUCUCCUCGGACUCCGACUCCGACGCCGCCAGCUUCGUGCGCCCGCGCAUGGACCGGCCCGGCCGGGCCGGGGAGACCGCCGCGUCGUCCUUCUUCGGGCUCGGCUUCCACGACGGGGACGACGACGAGUGGGCGCCGGCGCACGAGGACGGCGGGGAGGUCGAGCUGCCGCUCUGCUGGGAUUGCUUGCAGCUGGAGGACCACGACGGCGACCAGAGGUGGGACGUGGGCGUCAGCGACGCGGACGAGUGGGAGCAGGUCGCCGGCAGGGAGGAGGAGGAGGCCGCCACGGCGGCGGCGGCGUCCGCGGUGAGGAGCCUGGAGUGGGAGGUUCUGCUCGCCGCCAACAGCCUGGGUAGCCUAGUGGUGGACGACGCCGGCGACGACGCCGACCUCGACGCGGGCAUCGAGACGUACUUCCUCGACGACGCCGACGACCUGCUGUUCGGACAGCUCGCCGCAGUGGAGGCGGACCACGGCCCGCCGGGCAAGUGCGGGCGGCCGGCGGCGAAGGCCGCCGUGGAGGCCCUCCCGACUGUGGUGGUCGCGGAGGCCGACGCGGCCCGCGGCGACGCGCAGUGCGCGGUGUGCAAGGACGGCGUCGAGGCCGAGGAGCGCGCCCGGAGGCUGCCGUGCGCGCACCUCUACCACGACGCCUGCAUCCUGCCGUGGCUCGCCAUCCGCAACACGUGCCCGCUCUGCCGCCACGAGCUGCCCACCGAUGACCCCGAGUACGAGAAGUGGAAGGCGAGGCGGGCCGCCGGCGACGCAGACCCCCGCGGCGCGGCGACAGGUAUGAUGUCUUCGUCAGGUUACCUUGACGAAUGGAUAGGUGGAGGGGGAACAGAGUAAUUUGAUUCAAUAAUUAGAGGUGAUGUUGUGUUAAUAUCUGGCUCUGCAACUUGCUGCAAAUUCCUUUUUGAUCGGGUGGAUUAGGGAUCAAAUCGAUAUGAAUUGGUUUUCAUAGAUAAGGGUGUAUAUGGAUGCGAAUGUUGAAGUUGUUGUUCAUUCUUCUUUACAGAGGAACAAACAGAGGAGAACGAUGAUUGCCCACUGCUCCUUUCUGUCUUUACAAAUUAGAAUCACCCUAAACAUAGUGUGUGCCUAGUCACCUCAUAAUUCAGCAUACAGCAUUGUUUGCACAAUUGCACAGUCGAACUUCUCUUUAAGUGCGCAGGCAGUAGGAAUAUUCAACUCCUUUUGCAAGUACUUCUAGUUCGUUCAUAAAGGAUAAAACGAUUGUAUGACGAAUCAGUGUUGAAGAUUUUAGUAAGGUGAUCACAUUAAUGUGAGGAGAAAAGGUAGAAAUGUAUGUUAAUUCA